Messenger RNA from Hypoxylon fragiforme, 1120 nucleotides. RefSeq lists its product as uncharacterized. The transcript has a single exon. NCBI's taxonomy places the organism in Eukaryota, Fungi, Ascomycota, Sordariomycetes, Xylariales, Hypoxylaceae. Bases 190 to 792 code for a protein of 200 amino acids. The record is from RefSeq and is a predicted model, not a curated record.
CCAUAUAUUAUAUUUUCAUUUUCAAUUGCAAACAAUCCUACUUCCUUCCCGAGCACCCAAGCCCGGCCAGGUUCAAGGUAGAAUAUCUAUUUUGCAACCGCGCUCUGUCCAUACUCCAGCCACGAAUCUACUCACCAUACAUCGAGAACCUACUUCAAACUUCAGAAUUUAAUCACAACCGUGUUCUUCAUGAUGGCAGACUCCAUGUCUUCGCACAAAGCCAUGGAGCCUCGUAAACUAUCCGCUCCACCCGGUUCCAAUGUCGACAAUACGAAGCAUACUAUCCAUCAAUGCCCUUUCAAGAAGGGAACACAGCAAGAAAGCAUUGGCGUUCUUCCCGUCCAAAGUCCAAAGCGACAACAGCAAAUCGGCGGCAAAGAGCCACCCCGCGUCUAUAGUACUCUACACAGUCCAUCCAAGAUGACAUUACUGAACAGCGCCGCGCCGCAGUCGGACUAUCACCCUACCAAUCUUCGAGAAGCACUUGCCUUUCGAGUCAAGAAACGCCAAUCCGCUCCAAUCCCCACUAACCAGAACAAGGCCAUGAGCGUCGACUUCGUCCUAAACAAGGACGACACUACUAUUACUCCCCAAAAGGCUAUGGAUAUUGGCUCCGUUGUGAUCAAGGACUCUACUACCACGCGCGCAAAGGUUAUGGAUAUUAGCUCCAUUAUGAACAAGGACCCCGUUACUACUCGUCCAAAUGUUAUGGAUAUUAACACCAUCGUGAACAAGACCCCCAGUGCUCGUCCCAAUGCUAUGAGUAUUGAUUUCAUCGUGAACAAAGAUUGACAAAAGCAUCGCUUGAACUGAAACAUGCACAAUAUUCAUAUGUACAAAUACUCGCUUGAACUCGCCGGUGUAGAAAUGGGGCAGCUUUUGGGAACACAUCGAAAUACUCAUGGGUGUACUUAAUACUAGGGAUCUUCAUUAGAAGACCCUUACUUGGAAGUCACGAUGAUUGUGAAAUAAGUGGUUACUUGAUGAAUACAUCAAAGCCGUUCUCUGUACUACAGACUUAAUGUACUAUUCGAUGAGGAACGAUCGCUGCUUUGGCACCAAUAGGAAUUGGAAUUGAUAAUAAUCAAACUCGAACUUGGCUUUAAUACGGCCAUCCGCU